Messenger RNA from Sycon ciliatum, 1818 nucleotides. RefSeq lists its product as uncharacterized. Bases 1 to 1818 code for a protein of 605 amino acids. Gene Ontology annotation, molecular function: nucleic acid binding. NCBI's taxonomy places the organism in Eukaryota, Metazoa, Porifera, Calcarea, Leucosolenida, Sycettidae. The transcript has a single exon. Gene Ontology annotation, biological process: DNA integration. The record is from RefSeq and is a predicted model, not a curated record.
AUGAGGGAGAGAGUGCCAGCGGCAGCCUGGCGUCAUUUUCCUGGCAAGGACAAUCCAGCGGACGUCGCUUCCAGGGGAACCACGCUACCUGAACUUGCGCUGGACGAGAAAUGGAAAUGUGGGCCAGCAUGGCUGGAGACAUCUGACGGACAGGACAUCAGCGCUAGUAGCAUGCCCGAGGAGUGCCGUGCAGAGAUGAGCAGAAGAGAAAUGGAAGUCGUCGACAACUCAGCCGCCUUACUGACAACGACACAUCCAUCGUCAGACAUCGGACUGGUCAUCGACUGUACCCGAUUCAGCAAUUACAACCGACUUCUGAGAGUGACAGCUACAGUGCUGAAGGCCAUACAGCGCUUCAAGUCUAAACGGCAAGAGAGUGAGAGCGAACUCACGGCUGGAGAUUUAGAUCUCGCCGAGAAGCUGUGGAUCAACCAACUUCAACUUGCGCUCCCGUCUCAUCAGCACUACAAGUCUUGGCAGGCAGAAUUCGGUCUGUUUGUGGACAACGGUCUCAUCCGCUGCGGUGGCCGACUCCAGAACUCUGAUUUGCCUCUGACAACCAAGCACCCGUACUUUCUGCCGAAGGAUCACCACGUGACUGACCUGAUUGUUAAUGAGUGCCAUGCCCGAGUGAUGCAUGGUGGGGUCAAGGCCACACUAACGGAGUUUCGCGCACGUUUCUGGCUCGUGAAGGGACGUCAACGGAUAUGUCAAAUUAUUCACAGCUGCAGAACUUGUCGUCGCCACGACUCGAAGCCAUACACAGGACCCAAAGCACCUCCGCUACCAAGAUUCCGGGUAGAGCAGACUACUCCAUUCAGCUACGUGGGAGUUGACUAUGCCGGACCACUACACAUCCGGAAUGAGAAUGGUCCAGCCAAGGUUUGGAUAUGCCUGUUUACGUGCUGCACGACUCGAGCAGUUCAUCUAGAUGUCGUUAGUGAAAUGUCCACGUCGGCGUUUAUGUUGGCAUUUCGGCGCUUGUCCGCCCGAUUUGGAACGCCAGCCAGUGUAAUUUCCGACAACGCAGCAACUUUCAAGGCCGCAGCGCGGAAAUUGGUCAACUCAAGGGUCAACUGGCUAUUUAAUGUCGAGAAGGCACCGUGGUGGGGUGGGAUAUUCGAGCGCCUAAUCAAGUCGAUGAAGGGCUGCUUGAAGAAGGUCAUUGGCAACGCGCAUUUGUCUUUAGAUGAAUUGCAGACUAUUCUGAUGGAAGUGGAGAGAACUCUGAACUCGAGGCCACUAACGUAUGUAUCGUCGGAAGACACCGAGAAGCCCCUCACCCCCAGCUACUUGCUAUGUGGGCACCGAUUGCAUGGUCAGGCGGAUGAGCUUGUGCCCCAAAUGGACCCGGACUUUGACUUAACUCCAGGAGACGCCAACCGGCGACUGGCAUACCUCGACAGCAUCCUCACCCAUUUCUGGAGUCGAUGGCGACGGGAGUAUUUGGUUGACCUUCGCGACAGCCAUCGCAGCUUGCAGAUUACAGCCGGGGACGCGGUGUCACUUGAUGAUGUGGUGAUAAUUGAGGACGAGUCAGCCAAGCGAUGUCAAUGGAACCUUGGAAGGGUCCAUGAGCUGCACACGGGAAGAGACGGGCAAGUUCGUGCCGUUACGCUUCAGAUGGGUUCAGGCCGGAAGCGCCAUUACUUGAAGAGACCAGUCCAGCACCUCUAUCCCGUAGAGUUGUCUAACAGUCAGCAGGUUGACGUUGAGCAGCAUGAAGACGCUCCAGCACGCCGACCAAGAUCGCAGAGACGUGCAGCUGCUCACGCAAAUGAAAUGAGACAAGCGCUGAUCACUAAUAACUGCAUUUAA